AUGUCGGCGAACAAGGCGACGCCUUCCGGAUCACCCGACUAUCUGAUUCCGCUUCAAGGUGCGGAGUUGCUUGACGCCAAGGCGGCAGCUCUUCUCGCUGAGCUCGAGCGACAAUUCGACCUGCCCAAGCAUGAACUGCAGAAGAUCACCGAUCACUUUGGCUGGGAAUACAGACAAGGCCUUGCGCACGACUCCGGCGCAAAGUCAACUGAGCCUGCCCAGUACUUGCCCAUGAUACCCACUUUCGUCAGCGCUGUUCCAGACGGAUCCGAGACAGGCACCUUCCUCGCGCUCGACCUCGGUGGAACGAAUCUGCGAGUGUGCGAGAUCGUGCUCAAGGGCGACGGCCAAUUCACGAAUCGGCAGCAAAAGUACAAAGUCUCGGAGGAGCUCAAGACAGGUACAGCCGUUAAGCUGUUCGACUACAUUGCAGACUCGGUCGACCACUUUCUCAACGAGAUGGACACCCAAGCUAGCGCAGACGAGAAGCUCUAUCUCGGCUUCACGUUCUCGUUCCCCGUCAUCCAGACCGCGCUGAACAAGGGAACCUUGCUCAACUGGACAAAGGGCUUCACAGCAUCAGGUGCGGCAGGCAAUGACGUUGUCGGGCUGCUGCAGUCUUCACUCGACAAGAAGCAUAUCCAUGUGCAUUGCUCUGCCUUGGUCAAUGACACCGUCGGCACGCUCCUCUCGAGAGCAUACCAAAGCGGGGAUGCCUUUGUGGGUGCCAUCUUCGGCACCGGUACCAAUGGCGCCUAUGUCGAGAGCAUGAAAUCCAUUCCCAAGCUUAAGGAGGCGCGCGCGCAAUCGCACAUGAGCGACUCGACAGCAGCGAGCCAGGACAUGAUCGUCAACACCGAAUGGGGAGCGUUUGACAAUGCUCGUAAAGUCUUACGCGUCACCCCUUAUGACAACAAGGUCGAUCGAGAGUCCAUCAAUCCGCGCCGGCAAUGCUUCGAGAAGAUGAUCUCUGGCAUGUACCUCGGCGAGGUCACGCGGAAUGUCAUACUUCAUCUCAUCGAUCAUCUAUCGCUCUUCGACGGCCACGCGACGCCACAGAUCAGCACACACUACGGUCUCGACUCUGCACUCAUGUCGGCCAUCGAGGCACCCAACGCUAGCUUUGCAGACAUUCGCAAGGUCGUCGAGCGAGACCUUGGCGUGCCCCCUGAGCACAUCAAGGACUCCGAUCUGGUUCUCAUCAGGCGUGCCUCGGAGCUCGUUGGCACGCGAGGAGCCCGGCUGUCUGCAUGCGCAUUAGCAGCCACAAUCCUCCAGACCCACCGACAGGCAGCUUCGGCAGGCAAGAUCCACAUUGGCGUCGACGGCAGCCUGGCAGAGUUCUACCCUCGUUUCGAAGAGAGGAUGAGACGGGCGCUCGUAGAGCUGCUGGGCGACGACGUCGAACAGAGGAUCGUCAUCGGCUUGGCUAAGGACGGCAGCGGAGUGGGUGCUGCCUUGACGGCAUUGGUGGCCAAGAAGCAGCGGGAUGCAGAGACUGCGCAAAUCUGA
Molecule: messenger RNA, 1512 nt
Organism: Mixia osmundae IAM 14324
Lineage: Eukaryota; Fungi; Basidiomycota; Mixiomycetes; Mixiales; Mixiaceae
Exons: 4
Coding region: 1-1512 (503 amino acids)
Biological process (GO): glucose 6-phosphate metabolic process; glycolytic process; intracellular glucose homeostasis
Cellular component (GO): mitochondrion; cytosol
Molecular function (GO): D-glucose binding; glucokinase activity; mannokinase activity
Source: RefSeq, a predicted model, not a curated record